GCGAAUUUAUCUGUGCUGCCGUUGAACCAGGCGCCGAGCGUUUCGACACGGUUUCAUAAAGUGUUCUUUAUUCGAAAACUUUUUUGUUCUUUUUUCGAAAACUUUUUUUUUAACUGAGGAGUGCAGUGUGCUAGUGCAGUGAUGAGGCCGCCCACGGAGUACGAUCCUACCAGGAUGCCCGCUGAGGCGGAGGAAAGGGAUCCCAGGGGUCCAGCUAUGAUGAUCUGCGCCAGGCUGGCCGGCCGCGCCAUCAUACGGGUCGUGGGACGCUGUGAGGAUGCCCAGGAAAACAGUCAACUGGAUCUCUCGGAAUGCCAGCUUAUGCAAGUACCUGACGCAGUCUACCACCUCAUGAGGCAUACAGAACUGAAGAGCUGUGAUCUUAGUGGAAAUGUCAUAACCAAAAUACCUCCCAAAUUCACUGUUAAAUUCAGUUUAAUAACAGACUUAAACUUGUCCAACAACCAAAUGGCCAAACUGCCCGAUGAGCUGUGCACCCUGGCUUGUCUGCAGCGGUUGGACAUCUCACACAACACAUUUGUAGCGCUACCUCACAUUGCCUGCCAGUGCCCCAGUCUACACACUUUCAUUGCUCAUCACAAUCAAAUUAUUGAAGUUGAUGUGGAUAGAAUAGCAAGAUCACGAGCCCUGGAGUAUGUCGACCUAUCUGACAACCCCAUACCGCCCAGAGCACACGAAGAACUGAAAAAACUGACACGGCCUUCCGUAUCACUCUCAGAAAGAGAGAAAGAAGACUGGGAGGAGGACUUUUACUAAGCAGAUGUAUAAGGAUCUCAUUGUAGCAUUCAGGACCAAUGUAUAGUUAGGGAC
Molecule: messenger RNA, 831 nt
Organism: Aricia agestis (brown argus)
Lineage: Eukaryota; Metazoa; Arthropoda; Insecta; Lepidoptera; Lycaenidae
Gene: Sclp
Product: leucine-rich repeat-containing protein 57
Exons: 4
Coding region: 142-777 (211 amino acids)
Molecular function (GO): protein binding
Source: RefSeq, a predicted model, not a curated record